Molecule: messenger RNA, 1981 nt
Organism: Dendrobium catenatum
Lineage: Eukaryota; Viridiplantae; Streptophyta; Magnoliopsida; Asparagales; Orchidaceae
Product: protein disulfide isomerase-like 5-4
Exons: 15
Coding region: 175-1632 (485 amino acids)
Cellular component (GO): endoplasmic reticulum; COPII-coated ER to Golgi transport vesicle
Source: RefSeq, a predicted model, not a curated record
AUGAAGUUCAGUAAAAACAUCGCUGCGCAGGCGAGCGAGAGAGAGAGAGAAGAGACGGGAGGGUCCUCCUUCAUUUCCCGAGAGAGAGAGAGAGAGAGUACUUCUUCAUUUCCUUCAGAUCUCACUUUCGACAAACCCUAAUAGAGAACAGGGAUUUUUCCAAUCUCCGGAGCCAUGAUUUCCUCCAGCAAGCUCAAAGCUGUCGAUUUCUAUAGGAAAAUUCCUAGAGAUUUAACUGAGGCUUCGCUAUCUGGAGCAGGAUUGUCCAUAAUAGCGGCGCUUUCUAUGGUGUUUUUGUUCGGAAUGGAAUUGAAUGAUUACAUGACUGUAAAUACAUCUACAGCUGUAGUUGUUGAUAGAAGUCCUGACGGUGAGUUCCUGAGGAUUGACUUCAACAUAAGUUUUCCUUCACUUUCCUGUGAGUUUGCAUCGGUAGAUGUGAGCGACAUAUUGGGCACAAACAGGCUAAACAUUACAAAAACUAUUCGAAAGUUUUCAAUAGAUCCAAAUUUAAAGCCAACUGGAUCUGAAUAUCAUCCUGGACCAAUCCCCACAGUUAGCAAGCAUGGGGAUGACUUUGAAGAAGAAAGCGGUGAUGGUUCAGUUUUAAUAACUACUGCCAGUUUUGACCAAUAUGCUCAUCAAUAUGCUAUUCUCGCUGUCAACUUCUAUGCGCCAUGGUGUUAUUGGAGCAAUCGCUUGAGACCAGCAUGGGAGAGGACAGCUAAAAUCAUAAGGGAAAGAUAUGAUCCUGAAGUGGAUGGGCGGAUUCUUAUGGGGAAGGUGGACUGUACUGAACAAAUUAAUCUAUGUAGGAGGCAUCACAUCCAAGGCUACCCAUCUAUCCGCAUUUUUCGUAAAGGAAGUGAUGUUAGGGAAGAUCAUGGACAUCACGAGCAUGAAUCUUAUUAUGGAGAGAGGGAUACAGAUAGCUUGGUUGCGGCAAUGGAAACACUAGUAGCUAGUAUUCCAAAAGUGUUUCGUGAGCUGGCAUUGGAGGACAAAUCUGAAGCACAGAAUGAUUCCGUAAAACGCCCUGCACCAUCAACAAGUGGAUGCAGAGUAGAAGGUUUCGUACGUGUUAAGAAGGUCCCUGGUAACCUAAUAAUCUCAGCACGUUCUGGUGCACACUCUUUUGACGCAUCUCUAAUGAAUGUCUCGCAUGUUAUUUCUCAUUUUUCAUUUGGAAAGAAGCUCUCUCAAAGGAUGCAUUCUGAAAUGAAGCGGCUUACCCCACUUCUUGGUGGAAGCUAUGAUCGACUAGCUGAUAAAUCUUACAUAAUUAGUCAUGAUGACAAUAAAGCAAAUGUCACUAUUGAGCAUUACCUUCAACUGGUAAAGACUGAGAUUGUCACAAGAAAGUCCUCCAAGGAGCUGAAGCUGUUCGAAGAGUACGAGUACACAGCUCAUAGCAGUUUGGUGCACAGUCUGGACAUUCCUGUUUCCAAGUUCCACUUUGAGCCUUCUCCCAUGCAAGUCUUAGUAACUGAAAUUCCAAAAUCCUUCUCACAUUUUAUCACCAAUCUAUGCGCAAUUACUGGAGGAGUUUUCACGGUUGCUGGGAUACUGGAUUCAAUCUUGCACAAUACAAUGAGAAUUGUGAAGAAAGUUGAACUAGGCAAGCAAUUUUGAUAAUCCAAAUUCAAAUUUUUGGUCUCAAUAGCAGUGUCGGCUUCUCUAACUGACCUUCUUAAGAGCAGGAGUUUUCUGACCGUUAAACUGGACAAGGUAAAUCUUUAUUAUUGAACAGAGCAUUUAUUUAGGCUUUGAAAAGCUUGUAUAAAAAUUUCACCUUAGAUAAUUGCAUUGAAAUAUUUGUAAGAUGAAAAACAGAGUUAUGUUACGUAAAGUUGGUGAUUUGAGAAUGAGAUCAAUACAAGCCAUGUUGUUUUUUUUUUUCUUUCUCCUCUGCUGCCCUUUGUCUAAGGAAAAACCUGUUAAAGAAACAAUACUUAGUGAAAAGAGAGGUGCAUUUGUUGCA